AUGAGCCCCCCUUCUCCUAAGAAGAAGAGUGGCGGCAACAACUCCGGUCCGAAACAAAUCCGCUUCGUCUCUACCGACGGCCAACCGCAGACUAAACGACGCAGAGUCACCGCCGCUUGUUUAACAUGUCGUCGGCGCAAGAUUAGAUGUUCGGGAGAACAACCAGGUAUGGAUGAGAUGGAACCUAUAGCUAGUGCGACAGACCACUCACGCAAGUUCUACGAAUCGACCGCCCAUCUACGAUCCCAAUCUGAUUCCACCUCGCGGGUACCCCGAAUCCCUCCCUUCGGUCCCAACGAUUCUCCGCCACAGCGCAACGAGCGGGCGGUGGAGAGCUGUUCACCAGAACCAAUACCAACAGUAGCCCCAAAACCUUUCCUUAAACCAACACUCGACAAGUCGGCGGUACCAAAGAAAUUAGAUUCAAAAGAUGCUGUCGCGCGCAUUAAUAAAGAGAUUAUCUCGCAGGUCGAUGGAGAUAGUCCUGAAAGCAAUAGGACCUCUGUGAGCGCCAGUAAUCGCACACAUGUUCCAUACUUUCGAUAUUUCGGACCCACGGCCAUCGUGCCUGGCUUUAAACAAAUGGUUGUUCAAGUUCGGGGAUCACGCAAAAGUAAUCCGUCAAUGUCGUCAGAUCCAGACUCCUUGUCUUCCUUGCGCAGCCCCAGGUUAUCCGAUGUUCAACCAGGCAUUUUUGCUCCUACUUUGGACAACCAUGAUACUAGAGAUGCUAAUACGAUACCAUUUUACGACCGGGACGACCCACUUCCAGUAUCAAAACUGGUUUUUCAUUUGAGCGAGCUCUUUUUUGUGCAUCUAGGUUGCAGCUUUCCAUUUCUUCAGCGCGACAGAUUUCUUCAAGAUCUCAAGGAGAAGAAAAUCGAUACUAUGUUAGUGGAUGCCGUGUGCGCAUUAGCCGCUAGAUUCUCUCCGCAUCCUCUACUUGGACCUCCUCAGGCACCGCCCAUUGAUCGUUCACAACCACCCGCCGAUAUCAAAAUGUCAGAUCGCGGGCUGCCUUUCGCUCAUCGCGCAAUGAGUGCACUCGUCGAUUCAUUAUCUUGUCCAACACUUGCUGGAGUUAUGGCCUGCCUACUGCUAGCCUAUGAACAAUUCGGAUCUAAUCAUGACAGUGGUCUUUGGAUGUAUCUGGGAAUUUCAAUCAGAAUGGCGCAGGAUCUUGGGCUGCAAAAACAUCAAGGUCUGAAGCAUAACUAUGGUCGGAAAGGAGUGACACCAAGUGAAGUGAUGAGUGGCCAAGCUGGCAAGCUCCGAGAGGAUCAAUACGAUGACCUCGAUGUAUACAACAGUCCACAAACGGUCCCACCACCUGCUUUUGGAACAGAGCGGGCACGAGAGAGAGAACGUGUUGAUUCCUUCUGGAGCAUAUUUUUCCUUGACCGGGUCAUCUCUUCUGGAACCGGUCGCCCUGUGACCCUGCGUGAUGAGGAUAUCGAACUUUGUUUCCCACUCCAGUCCGAAUCUCAAUUGCCAAAUGGGUGGCCUGCGCCGUUUCCACCGUUGAUCCGAGUUAUUCAUCUUUACGGGAGAGUAACAGAUCUAAUUAACGGAAUUCAAGAUGUCAAGCACGUUACGGCAGACACUCUAAAGAGGCUUGCGGGCAUGGAAAGUGACCUGACCGGCAUUUACCAGCGACUUUCUCCGAAGCUUCAUUUCAAUGCUGCUAAUUUCCAAGCAUAUGUCAAAGCCAAAGAAGGAACUAAUUUUAUUCUUCUGCAUUUCUGGUUUCACACACUCAUUGUGCUACUUCAUCAACCCACUUUACUACACUCAUUUGGCGGAUCGAUACAGCAUCUCUAUCCCAAUAGCCGCGAGCUGUCAAUGUCAUCAGCCAAGACAAUUGCCGACAUCCUAUCAUUCUCCGAAUUGGUAGACGGGAAAAGCUUCAUUGGCAACCCUUUCACGAGUCAGCCAAUGUAUAUUGCAGCAUGCGCUUUUCUAAUGGAAAGUGCAUACUACUCCUCGCCUUCAUCCCGGGGGACCUCCCCUCCACCCCAACCACUAUUGAGCAACUCAUCUAGUGGCUUCGUAAUGCCUACGAUGGAGUCAUCCACUGGGUCAGAACAAAAGUCUACCGCGAAGCACAUUUUGCUCGCUUCAGCUGCCAAGGAGAAUUAUCAACGAUGUUAUAAGGCGUUGAAGGCGUUGGAGGCGUACUGGGAAGGAACCGGAUACAUUCUGACCGUGCUAGACCAGAAGGCCAAGGGGAUCGUCGACCCUCUUCUGUACACAGCAGAGGACAUGGAAAACACCACCGGUGACACUCCCUUCGGAGCUCCUGGCCAGGGAGUUGAAAGACCUCCUGCUGUAGCAGAUGUUCCGACAGAUGGGAAAUGGUCGCCCAAGUUUGACCCCAGUCAUGCCAUUGGAUGGGCAUUGACAGGGGCAACAAAUUCUUCCCAGCCUAAUCUGAGUUUACUCUAUCAAAUGCCAACGACCGAAAACGAAGUACCCGAGAAUAAACCACCAUUUUCUUCGCAAUAUAGUCACAGCUACCCGUCUAUGCUUCAAGUGCCAAAUGCUGGUUCAAGUUCCUCGUUUCCGCACGCCGUGAGUCCUUCCGGCACCAUCGGGGAAUCACCCGGAUCCUCUCUCGCGUCCGCCAAUGCCAAAUACCCUCAUAUCUCCAACCGAAACAUGGGUACCGACUCCCCUUACUACCUCGGAAUGACCUCUUCCUAUCCGGAGCCAAGCACCCGGGCUGUUGCUUCAGCCCAGUCGAGUUAUGACCAGGGUAUUGCGCCCUCUCAAAUGGAUAGUCAGUCCUCUGCAUUCAAUUACCCCGUUUCAUCCACUGCCGCAGAUCAGCAUGGCAGUCAUACACAUAUGCAUCCAUCAAUGCACUCCCACAAUGGAGGUAUGAUGAUUGAAAGUCACGAUGUCGACAUGAACAACAUACAACAUCAAGAAUCCUUUCCUUUCUCAAAUGGGGAGAUUCUGCCCUGGCUUGAGUAUUUGCCUCAAGAUGUUCUCAGCUUUUUCGGCGAUAACCACAACUACCCUAUGAUGAAUCCCGACGACCCAAAAACUCGUCCUCCGCCAUAA
Messenger RNA from Penicillium malachiteum, 3066 nucleotides. RefSeq lists its product as uncharacterized. The coding region runs from base 1 to 3066 and encodes 1021 amino acids. Gene Ontology annotation, biological process: regulation of DNA-templated transcription; DNA-templated transcription. The record is from RefSeq and is a predicted model, not a curated record. The transcript is spliced from 9 exons. Lineage: Eukaryota; Fungi; Ascomycota; Eurotiomycetes; Eurotiales; Aspergillaceae. Gene Ontology annotation, molecular function: zinc ion binding; DNA binding; DNA-binding transcription factor activity, RNA polymerase II-specific.